AUGCUGUCUUGCGAACCGAUUUCGGCUUUGUGCCUUCUAAGCGGCGUGAUUGCCGUGCCAACUUCCCUGAGCAAACGUGCCGACAACCCCGAUGAAGCAGUUGUCCUUGCUGAAUGCGACAAUGGAAAAUCAGGCACAGAAUUUGCUACCCAAGACCGCAUGCACUACUUUUCGGACGACUACGCGCGGCGCAAUGAUGGCGCAAGCCAGGACACUGUCACUACGAUUCACGAUCCGGCCCGCCAUGACGGCUUCUCGGGUCAGUACCACAUCGGCUGGACCUCUGGGACUGAAGAAAACCCCGUUUCAGCUACAUUUCCAGAAGACGGCCGCCAAUUCAAAGCUUGGGGUCUAACGUCCGACGGCGAGCCUGAGGCCCCAAUUUCAGGCACUGCGACCUUUGGUGGCGCCGAGUUCAAGUGCUACAAGCCAGGCUCGGACAACAAGCCCUGGACCACGCAAGACGGAUAUAGUUGUGCCGCAGCGUACGUGUGCACCCGUGCCGAUCGAUGGAUCCGCCAUACAAGUGUCAAAUUUGAUGACAAGAUUGCACAAGUCGGUUCAAAGGAGGCGUCAUGCUCUGGCUCGACGCCCGCCCCUCUCGACGCGAAGGAAGUGUUUUCCAAGUUCAAGGACAUCGCAGACAAGAGCUGGAACGCAGAAUCUGGAAUAGAUAUCGGCGGGGGAUGCAAGAUGGUAUUCCCAACGGUUAAUGUUCCAUCUGCAGAGGGAAUGCCUGGGUACGACACCAAUACUCCACAGAAGAUGGCAGACAUUUUUGUGGAACAUGUUGGUGCGAAGAUUGAGGAGACGCGCACACAUAACGAACGUAAUUGCUUUCUUGGGGGCUCUCAGUUCGGUGGUGGUUCCUACGACCAUGUUAUCCAAGAGGGGGUGGAAUAUCCGCAUGGAGGCCGCUUCGAGAUCACGACCGCGAAGCAGAGCGAUCCAAAGAGUCUACAGGUACAAAUGCAAGUUGACUUCCGCGUUGAUUGCUCUUGCGAGAGUGACAGUGGGUUAUUGAACACCAUCCGCAACUCACUGGGUCUGGUGGGUUGGAUUCAUCCUGCGUUUGGUGUUGUAGGUGCUGCGAUUGGAUUGUAUGAUGGAGCGACCUGCUAAUUGUCUGCAUAUGAAUGGUGGCGAUAAUUAUUUCCCCACUGCUGGCUAUGACAUGAUGGUUCCAACCAGUGCCAUCGCUUUGUUGUCCUUAUAUUUCAAAGUUUCAUUAGAAAAACCCUAUAUACUUACCC
Molecule: messenger RNA, 1253 nt
Organism: Paraphaeosphaeria sporulosa
Lineage: Eukaryota; Fungi; Ascomycota; Dothideomycetes; Pleosporales; Didymosphaeriaceae
Exons: 2
Coding region: 1-1122 (373 amino acids)
Source: RefSeq, a predicted model, not a curated record